AUCGGUCAACAAGAGGACCUGAGGAGGAGGAGGAGGAGGGAGGGCACCGGAGGGCACAGGGCAGCAUGUUUACUGCCCCCUACUCUCAUAAUUAGUUGUUCCGCUCGAUUACCUCGCUUUAUUUGAUUUUCGAGACACUCUAAACCCGCCUGUGGAGGCGCACCGACAAUGUUUUUGUUACGUACGGGGAAGCUGUCGGCAGCGGCUCUGGAUCAGGCUCUCCAGCGUCCGGGCUCGUUUCUGGUGCGGGUCAACGCAAACGGACCGAGGGACGUCUCGCUGACGGGCCGGACGCUUCGGCGGCUCCGCUUCCUCAGCGCGUCCGCCGCCGGCGGGCUGGGGCCAAGGCGGGCGCACCGAGAGCCCGAGCCCGUCCACCACUGGGACACGUCGGCUUGUUUGAUAACAACGGAGCGGGGACUCUUGGACCGGGUUGCAGCCGCGGCUGUGAAUUUCUCCAGAAGCGUGCACCGGGGAGGCGGUGAAUCGUCCGCCACGGGGCUCGGGGGAGACGCGAAGGUCGCCGCUUUGUUUACAGGUAGCAGCCGCGGCAGGAGCAUGCCGAGCAGGGCUGCGUCCACCGGCGCAGCCACGAAGAGGAGCGAUCAGCAGGCUGACAGCAGCAACGCGGAUCACCAGGAGGCUUCGUCAGCCUCAAGCACAGAAAAAAACCCUGGAAACACACCGGAGCCAGAGGGAGGGAAACCCAACAAGACCCAGCAGCUAAAGAAAAUCUUCAAAGAGUACGGCGCAGUGGGGGUUUCCUUUCAUAUUGGAAUCUCUCUCAUGUCGCUGGGAAUGUUCUACCUCCUUAUAUCCAGUGGGAUCGACAUGACGGCUUUGCUGUGCAAACUGGGGUUCAGCGAGGAGCUGGUUCAGUCUAAGAUGGCAGCUGGAACCAGCACGUUCGUCCUCGCCUACGCCAUCCACAAGCUCUUCGCUCCCGUUCGCAUCAGCAUCACUGUGGUGUCGGUACCUCUCAUCGUUCGCUACUUCAGAAAGACUGGACUCUUUAAACCGCCCACACCUGCACCCUGAUGACUCUGCUCUUCUCUCCUGCUGCCUCAUGAAACAAAAAACAUCCUGAACGGUCAUAAAAUAAAAAGCCCCUGUGUUUAUUUUAUUUUCCAAUUCCCUUCUCCUCAGUACAGCAUAUCAUCUUUUUGCAUUUGUGAAAUCAGGUAAAAUAUUUUCAGCAUGUUUUGUUUUUUCCUGCUGUAAAAGACUGUUUUACUUUGGGAAGAAAUGCUGAUGUCAUGUCUUAUUAUUUAUUCAUUCUUGAAAUGAAGGGAGAGAAAAUGAUGUCUGUUUAAUUACAGUCAGGGAUUUUAAGUUUUGAGCUCUUUGGCAGAUUUGUUUCUUGACCUUUUGCUAAACUGCGACACCUUCUAGUGGGGUCUUAAUGAGUUCAAGCUGUGAAACUUUCCAUCGGGGAAUAAAGAGAGAAAAAAGUGGAUCCCUUUUCAAUUCUGCUCCAAUAGCUGACUCUGCUGUAUUCUGGUGUUGUGAGUCAGCAGAAUGCUUCAGGUUCCCUCUGUUUAAACCUUUCACCCCUUUUUCUCCUUUCCAUUUUUUCCCACUUCUUCUUUACUUCCACUUUUUUCCUUCAUUCUAAUUUCAAAAACGCCCCAAACCAGGUAGUGACCCCAUAUCGAUCACUGAAUUAAUAACAGUGUCUUUCAACAUAUAUUUUAGAUGUAAAAUCUUGUUUUUUUCGGGGGGUGAUUGUAUUAAACUAUAUAAUAUAAAAAGUA
Molecule: messenger RNA, 1754 nt
Organism: Fundulus heteroclitus (mummichog)
Lineage: Eukaryota; Metazoa; Chordata; Actinopteri; Cyprinodontiformes; Fundulidae
Gene: mims2
Product: family with sequence similarity 210 member B
Exons: 3
Coding region: 169-1038 (289 amino acids)
Cellular component (GO): mitochondrion
Source: RefSeq, a predicted model, not a curated record